This is a messenger RNA of Microtus ochrogaster (prairie vole), 507 nucleotides long. Its product is annotated as cytochrome P450 4A10-like. Gene Ontology annotation, biological process: arachidonate metabolic process; icosanoid biosynthetic process; kidney development. Gene Ontology annotation, cellular component: intracellular membrane-bounded organelle. Bases 88 to 507 code for a protein of 139 amino acids. NCBI's taxonomy places the organism in Eukaryota, Metazoa, Chordata, Mammalia, Rodentia, Cricetidae. The record is from RefSeq and is a predicted model, not a curated record. The transcript has 3 exons. Gene Ontology annotation, molecular function: heme binding; iron ion binding; arachidonate monooxygenase activity.
UAGACAGGCAGUCUGUGAAUGAUUUAUAGAGGAGGUAGAAGGAUUCAUAAGAGUGAGGGCAGUCUGUGACACAGGACUGACUGCACCAUGAGUAUCUCUGCUCUGAGCCCCACCAGAUUUGCAGGCAGCAUCUCUGGCUUCCUGCAAGCGGCCUCCGUGCUCGGCUUGCUUCUGCUGCUGCUCAAAGUGGCCCAUUUCUACCUGCGCAGGCAAUGGCUACUCAAGGCUUUCCAGCAGUUCCCAUCCCCACCCUUUCACUGGUUCUUUGGACACAAGCUGUUCGAUGGUGAUCAGGAGCUACAGAUGAUUAUGAAAACUGUGGAGAACUUCCCAAGCGCCUUUCCUCGCUGGUUCUUGGGGAGCCGUGCUUAUCUUAAAGUCUAUGACCCUGACUACAUGAAGAUGAUUAUGGGCCGGUCAGGCAAAACCUCAGAAUGUGGCCAGAAGCACUCAGAACUUAAAUUUCAAGCCUUUAGCCAAAAGUCUUUAUCUUUCUUUGCUGUUUAA